Hirundo rustica (Barn swallow) is the source of this 4779-nucleotide messenger RNA. It is a transcript of the gene CTTNBP2NL, whose product is annotated as CTTNBP2 N-terminal like. The record is from RefSeq and is a predicted model, not a curated record. The transcript has 6 exons. The coding region runs from base 342 to 2249 and encodes 635 amino acids. NCBI's taxonomy places the organism in Eukaryota, Metazoa, Chordata, Aves, Passeriformes, Hirundinidae.
CAGUCAAUGCACGGUGCAUGUGGUGGGGACAGUCCGUGUGUUCUGGGAACGGGAAUGUUCUGGGAACGGGUUCUCAUCGCAGCCAUGACUCCCUCGCUGACCGCCACCACCCAGCGUGGAUCUCUGUCCCUACACCCUUCUCCCCCUAAAGCCCAUUUUUUUUCCAGGAAGAUGCGGUGCUGUGCCAGCUCGCAGGUCCCUGUGGCAGGCUGCACCUGCUCGCACAGGAUGUGCACCUCCACCCAGAAGAGUUUCUUGGCCCUGGCAAAAGCUCAUCAGAGGGAAGUUGUGCCCGGCAGUGAGGGCUGUGCCCACGCCCAGGGCCUGCCCAGGUUUUCAGGAUGAAUCUGGAAAAACUCAGCAAACCAGAGCUGCUGACGCUGUUUAGCAUUCUUGAGGGAGAGUUAGAAGCAAGAGAUCUCGUCAUAGAGGCUUUAAAGGCCCAGCACAGGGACACAUUCAUUGAGGAACGCUAUGGGAAGUACAACAUCAGCGAUCCACUGAUGGCUUUGCAGAGAGAUUUUGAGACCCUGAAAGAGGGCAAUCACGGUGAAAAGCAGCCAGUAUGCUCCAAUCCUUUGUCUGUUUUGAAAGUGGUGAUGAAACAUUGCAAGAACAUGCAGGAAAGAAUGUUAUCCCAGCUAGCUGCUGCCGAAAGCAGACACAGAAAGGUGAUCCUGGACCUGGAGGAGGAGAGGCAGCGGCACGCCCAGGACACGGCGGAGGGGGACGAUGUCACCUACAUGCUGGAGAAGGAGCGGGAGCGCCUCACCCAGCAGGUGGAGUUUGAGAAAUCCCAAGUGAAGAAGUUUGAAAAAGAGCAGAAGAAGCUGUCAAGCCAGUUGGAGGAGGAAAGGGCACGCCACAAGCAACUCUCUUCCAUGCUUGUUGUGGAGUGCAAGAAAGCCACUGCCAAAGCAGCUGAAGAGGGCCAGAAGACAGCAGAACUGAGCUUGAAAUUGGAAAAGGAGAAGAGUAAGGUGAGUAAACUGGAAGAGGAGCUGGCGGCCAAGAGGAAGCGGGGCUUGCAGAUGGAAGCACAAGUAGAAAAGCAGCUCUCGGAGUUUGACAUUGAAAGAGAGCAGCUGAAAGCGAAGCUGAACAGAGAAGAAAACCGUACAAAAGCGCUCAAAGAAGAGGUGGAAUGUCUGAAGAAAGCCCUGAAAGAGCUGGAGGCUUCUUGCCAGGAGCACAGUCCCUCCGAGCCUGUGCAUCCCAGCCCCUCGGUGACAUCCAGGGGGGUCACGACUGACAGUCCCCCCGUGAAGUCUGUGUCCUGCCAGACCGAGAGUCUGCAGGCAGAACGAGCAAACCCCGCCAGCACCGGCAGAGCUGUUCACACCGUGUUUGCCAGCCCCUCCACGCCUGUUCAUUCCUAUGCAAAAUCCAAUGGGCAUUGUGACACAGACGUGCAGGUGGGUGGGGAGACAAACGCUGCAGAGAGCCAAGCUCACAGGGAGAAACCUGCUGCAGCCUCCGAAAGCGCGGUGGAGAACGGAAGUUCUCCCGUAAGAACAGAGUCACCGGUGCAUCUGAUGUCCCAGCUCCCUUCUGCUGGCGUGUCCCUGUCUCCCAGCAGCACGGCUGCCUCCUCUCUGACCCCUUCUCCCUGCUCCUCACCCGUGCUCGCUAAACGCUUGGUGGGAGCCUCUGCCGGCAGCCCUGGCUACCAAUCCUCCUACCAGGUGGGCAUCAACCAGCGCUUCCACGCGGCUCGGCACAAGUUCCAGUCUCAGGCAGAGCAGGAGCAUCAGCCAGGGGGUCUGCAGAGCCCCCCUUCCCGGGAUCUGUCCCCCACCCUGGCAGACAACUCCGCUGCCAAGCAGCUGGCCCGCAACACCGUCACGCAGGUGCUGUCCCGAUUCACCAGCCAGCAGGGCCCCAUCAAGCCCGUCUCCCCGAACAGCUCCCCUUUUGGCACGGACUAUCGAAACCUGGCGAAUGCUGGCAGCCCCAAAAACGAGUCUGGGCACUCUCCGAGCCCUGUCAAGGUUUCCAGCCCGCUAAGCCCGUUGUCUCCUGGAAUUAAGUCGCCAACCAUUCCUAGAGCAGAAAGAGGGAACCCUCCACCCAUUCCUCCAAAGAAACCCGGCCUCGCUCAGUCGCCCGCUGCUCCUGCCCCUCUAACCAAAACCUCUUCCCAGGCCUCCUCCCUGGGUGCCCCCGUGGAUGUGGGGAGCAGCUGCUCCAACAACGCGGUCGUGUCAAAUGGCAAAGACCUGGAGAUCCUCCUGCCGAGCAGCAGCUAGUCUCCAGAAAACGGGAAUGUGACAUUCCACAGCUUAGCUUACCCUGGAGCUAAGACACUGUUUUUCCACUCCGUGUUAUUUAUUUCCGUAGUAGCAGAAUCUGUCUGUAUAAAGCAUUUAGUGUAUUUUUUUUUUUUUUCUUUUUAAUAGGUAGGAAAAUAUUUUUUGUUUAUGAAGAAACUUUUAACUACAGCUAUACAGUAGCCUCCAAACGUCUCGUGGCAGCAGUCAAAUCAUUAGAGAUAACAACCAUAAUCACAUGGUAGGACCUAUCAACCUCUAAUGGGACUGAAAUGCUACUUUUAAAUUAUGCAGAAAUAAUUUUUGCAGACUUUUUACUCCAUAUGAACAUUUUACAAAAGUGCCUGAACUAAGCCUGCAAUAUGAAUGUGAUUCUCGGGAAAAGGUGAGGAGGGGGAACAUCUAGCUGCAGAAACAAAUUCUUCUGGAGUCCUGAAUGUUGAAACCGACACUGGUUUUCCUUUUAAUUAUUUGCAUUUGCUAAGAUAAGUUAGCAAAUGUGCUACAAAUUCUGCAGAGGUGAUCACCAGACCGGUGCAGCCAGCCAGGCUACGUCCUUCAGGACAUAGCUCCCAGCUAUUUGAGGAAGCACACAUUUAGUUUCUUGGGGUAAAAAUUUAGUUGUGAUACCAUCCAGAUUACUUCUCUGUCAGUAUUCCUUGUACAUACAGUAAUUUCUGCUUUCCUGCCAAGAUGCCUGUGUGCUUUAAACGGCUGAGCUCUGGUUUCUGGUGUAUCACCUGGAAUUUUCAAGCUCUUCAAGCAUUCUACUGUUUGUGUGUAGAACUUCUGAGAAAAGGAUCUUUCUGUUAACGUGACAAAGAUCUCACUAGUACUUGAAAAAGUAACUCGUCCAUACAAUACAGGGUUUUUUGCAACGCCUGUAACACGGGAUCUUCGACUUUAAACAAAAGCAAUAAUUUUCUUCCUCAUCUGCAUCAGUUAAUCCUGACUGACCUGGAUUUUACCCAGUAGCUGUGGCGAGCUUUCCUUGGCUGCAAAUACAGAACCAAGUCAUUGCUGCUGUGGAAUUGAAUAUGUAGAUCUGUGUAAGUGUGUCACACACACACAUACUAAACACACGGUGUAUUAGGGAAAUACUGAUCUCUUCUUGAUCUUCUGCCUCAUAUGAAGAAAAGGUGGCAAUUCACUGAGAUUUUAAAAAAUUCCUCAGUGAGGAAUUGCCCAAGUUUGAGGCAGGUCAUGUGUGUGAUGAAGUAUUUGGACCCAGGAGAAGGAGGCUGAUUCCUGUGCAGAAAUGCUUGCUGCAAGAAAACCAGCGGGCACAGCACAGUGGUUCUUUGAGUCACUGUGCCGAGAAGUACAGGACAAACACCACAGAUCAGUGGCAGAGGCUGAGAGCGUGACCCCGAGUUAAUCAUCUCGGGUGCUGGAUGUGAGCUGAUCCUAAAUUUAGAAACCGGUUUUGCUGCUCGGUGUCGUCCAGCGUUGAGCGCGUCCCUGGGCAGCAGAGCCGCGUUUGCACGGAGCACAGCUCCCACUGCCAGGGGACACCUUCUCCUUUGUCAGUUUUCACUGUCUCAUUGGGCAAAAUCCCUUUGUUGUGGGGGAGAUCCCUGUGCCGGGGGAGGAUGCAGAGUUCCUUUGGGCUUUGAGCCUCGUUCCGUAGGACAUCAGAGCUCUGUGCUGCUUUGGGGUGGCUGUUGUUGGACUGACCCCACACAGCCACGGCAGGGGUUUAGGGCUUUGCACAGACCUUUCAGUAGCCUUUUAGGUCGUGGUAUUAUGGGCUGUUGUUCCUAAUCCAGUGGAACAGUCUGUGUAUUAACAGCGGGGACACAGAGGCAGCCAGAGCUAAAUGGGCAGCGACUCUUUUGGAAGCACAUUUAUUACUUUUUUAACUAAAUGUCCACAGCAGAUUUUUUUUUUUCCUCUUGCUGAGAGUAAAUGUAAAAGUGGAUGGGCAGAUGGAUUUUGGCCCAUGUAUCCCUUCUGAUUGAAAAGUGAGGCUUUUGUAUACACUGCUUUAAUGAGUUUCUUUGCUUUUACAUUAAUCUGACUGGUAUUAUCCCCUUUCUUAAUUGAUAGCUCUAGAGAGAGAGAUACUAUGAUGAAGUCCAAUAGGAAAUGCACUGAGUACUGUUUCUUCUAAAAUAUAAUAUGGGAAGGGGUAUGCAAAAGAAUGUAUUUUUGCUAGUAGACUAACUUCUGAAAGAAACUAAGCACAAGGGAUUAAAAUGGAUCCAACUAAUUCAGUAAGACUUUAGAGUUAGUAUUUAACUGUUGAUGUAGAUUCUGUGUGGAAGCGACUAAAUAUUUCUUCUCUAACUCACAUGUGUCCUAAGCAGACAUUGUUGCAGAGUUUGUCACUGGCUAAUGGAGUAUAAUGAAGUGCAAAACAUAUAACACUAGUAUUAAUUCAUUAACACUUGUAAAUUUGUAAAGCCAAGCGUUACCAAGCUGAAGUCUUUAAUCAUUUUUAUAGCUGAUGGCAUUAAACAUGUUAAACGUUCAUAUUAUCAAUAAAGGAUUUUAUUUUUAAGAUGUG